This is a messenger RNA of Chara braunii, 4123 nucleotides long. The record is from the annotation of a GenBank genome assembly. Lineage: Eukaryota; Viridiplantae; Streptophyta; Charophyceae; Charales; Characeae.
GCGAGGUGAACGGCUGGCGGCUGGUUGCUGGUCCGGCAGGCCCGAGGGUCGGAAAUUUUUGUAGGCGAUGAACGGAAAUCCUAGUGCAAGGCUGCCGCCUUGUACUGGCGGUUUGAUGAAAGCUGUUGGUGCUCUCAGCUCUGAGGCUGUCCGCUGGGAACCCUGAAAAGGUAGAAUGGCUGCACUUCUGAAUGGAGGUGUGAAAUUUCUGCACUGCCCCUCCCUCCGAACUGUCAAUUCUGUACAACUCCAGCUCCAAGAUAUUUUUCACGGGCAUUCGUGGGGCGUCCCUGUACUGGUUCCCAGUGGAUUUGCGCAUUGUCACGGAGCUGUCGGAAUCCGACCGAGCGGCAAGGUACGCUUUGUGUCUGCGCAAACGAGGAGCUCGAUCCACCUUCGCAACUUAAUCAGCGUGCACUCACAAUCAGCAUCAAGAUGGAGGGUAAAGGAAGGAGGGAAGGUCGACCCAGUUUCGGAAACGAAGAGUCUGCCAACUGCUUACUUGUUGUCAGGCCAAGAGGCGACCACUGCCUCGGCUGAUGCGUGCGACACAAAAGUUAUCGUACCAGAUGCUGAUUUGGGGGACAAACCGGUCAGGAUUGGUGAAAAUUAUUUGGAAGGACACUUGCACUUAGGACAGGACAUGGAGGACGACAGUGAUGACAGGCGAAUCGAGCUGUCGAGCGAGGGCCACGCUCUCGUCCAAACCGCUCUGGCCAUGGCAGGCGUAUCAUACGGUGAAUGGAUCGUCGUCAAGCGACAGCAAAAGAAACAAAUGGAAGAAAUUUGGGAGGAUCAGGACGAGCAGGAUGAUGAUGAGCGCCAGGGGGGUUUCGCGCUCCCACCCAGUAGUAGAACAGGUAGACAGUAUGGAGGUCAUCAGACAGUUGAAAGCCGUCAGAGGAUUGCAGGUCGUCAGAGCGUUGACCGGCAUCAGAGCAUUGCGCUUUGGGAGGCUGGAAUGCAAGCGGGUGGCAAUGUCGUUGCUGCCGAGAAUGUGUCGGAUCUGGAUGCAUAUGUUGUUGGGUCCUGGAGAGCGUCAACAAAGGAUCAGAUUUCAUCAAACUCGAUCAAUCUUCGAGCGAGCGGUCACCUGAAUCUGCCUCUCCCUCUCUCGAGUCUGACAUCUCAAGGCGUCGUCGGAACGGCCCUGAAGCAAGCUGCCUCAGAAACUGCAACGCAGGUUGGUGGUGAGAUGGCCCCGGAAAAGGUAGUGGGAGGGCGGCUAAGGAAACGAGGACGUACCGGAGUAACGAAUGUUAGAAAUGUAAGGACGCGCGAUACCCAAGCCUCGAGGAGACGGAUGGAAAUCAGCUGGCUGAGGUUGAUAAUGUCUGUCGGGAACGUUUCUGGUCUUGAGCAUGAUGCAGAGAGGGUUGACGUUGUCUCGGAAAUCAUGAAAAUUAUGUACGCCUGUGCAAGGGUCCGCGUCAAUGCCCGCCAUGUCGCCGCCGCUGUGACAGUCUGCAUCCGUGCGAAGGACGUCGUAAGAGGGGAAGAGAUCCUUUUGGAAGCCCAGCGUAAGGGAGGUUCAGCUACACCCAAUGCGUUUGCUUACGGGGCGCUGAUCCAUGGGUACUGCAAGAUGGGACAACGGCGAGCUGCUUUUGCUCUGCUCUCACACAUGAGAGAUGCGGGAGUUGCACCCGAUGAAUCUAUCUUUAACACGCUUCUGGAGUUUGAAGAAUGUCCAGAGGGAGUGGCCAUUGUACUGGGAAUGAUGUCUACGGCUGGGGUAAAACCCACAGAGCGCACAUAUAGCGCUGCCAUUCGCGGUUGUGGUCGUGCUGGCAGCUUAUCCGAUGUCCGAGAGCUGUGGGUGAACAUGGAAAGGGCUGGAAUCAAGGGUACGCUCUUCACAUACAACUCCCUCCUGGAUGCUUAUGCAUGUAUGGGAGAGACUGAGCAGUGCUACGACGUCCUUGAGAAGAUGAAGAUUGUGGCAAUCUCUCCUGAUCUCCGAAGUUUCAACACGAUUAUGAAGGCACAUGCUCACGCCAGUGAUGCCGAAGGGGCUCUUGCCCUCUUACAGGGAAUGAAAGCGGCGAAGGUUUCGCCUGAUAUUGUGACAUAUAACAUCGCAAUGGAUGCAUGUGUUCGCGGAAGAAAGCUGGAUCGUUGUCUGAAGCUUCAGAAGGAUGCAGUUGCUGGUGGGUGUGCUCUCGAUGCCACAAGUUUUGCUAUAAUGCUUCGUGCAGCGGGCCAUCUUCGAAACAUCCGACCUGUCGAGCGGUUAUGGGCCGAGAUGAAAGAGCAGAAGAUUCGUCCGGAUGCAGUGACCUACAGGUGUGCCAUUCAUGCCUUCAUCCGAUGUGGGGAAGGUGGACCUGCUCUUCAGAUCUUAGAAGAGAUGACAUCUCUAGGAUUUCCCCCGGCUCUGCAUGUUGCCAAUGUUCUCAUAAAGAGUGUAGACGCCGCUCUGCUGCGCGAGUGCACUGCCGUUGCAUCGAGUGGUCGCUUAGGUGAGUUUCUAUCCAGCAUGGCAGCUGCAGGAUUAUCCGCGACACCUGCGACAGCUGCAAGCAUCGUAAAAAAAAUUGCAAAAUCAAAUGGGAUUGUGACCAGCAUCAACGUUGCGCAAGAAUUCCAGCGUGCGGGAAUCAAGGGACUCGGAGAUGACGUGUGGGGAGUACUGAUCGACAUGGUUGCGGCAAUGGUAGAAGAUGAUCCCACCUCGGCACUCUCGGCAGCAGAUAAGCUGCUUGCACUGAUGAAGGAAGACGGAAGCGGGCUGAGCCGGAAGCUGUACGAGGCCAGGCUGAUGGCUCUGGCAAAGAGGGGAGAUGCAGGGGGGGUGCUGAAGCUUAUGGCCGAAAUGGACGCGGUCUGCGGACCGCAAACUGAUGCUAUUUCUGGCCCUGUGGGAAGACUAUUGCUGGACACGAUGGACGCUGCUCUCACGCAGGCCAUUGCUGGGAAGAUCGUCCGUGAGAGCAAUGGCGAGGAUGGGGACACGGAGGGGGAAGAAGAUGUGCUGCCAACGAGUUUGGUGGACAGCUUGGCUUCGUCAGGAAUCGUCGUUAAGCCAGAAGCCAUGGCUUUUGUGAUACAGAAGAUGUUCUCAGAUAGUCAAAGUGGGGUCGCGAACGGUCAAGCUAGUCAACAAAAGGAAGGAGUAGGUCGAAAUGCGCAUCGACAGGAAGCUCCGGUUCCUGGUAAGCAGGUGGGUAGGUGUGAAACCAACAAGAAUGCAAGGUCGCCAAGAUCGUCCCGUCUGGACAAAGCCUUGGCACUUGUGGAUAACAUGCCAAAGCUGCUAGGUGUGAAACCAACCAGUUUUGUUUAUGCCUCGCUGAUGGAAGUGUGCCUGCGCGAGGGCCAGGGGCAGCGAAUCGAGCAACUGUGGGCCCGUAUGCGGUCAGAGGGUGUGACCCCUGACUCCGCAACUUGGGUAGUUCGUGUCAAAGCCCUCCAGAGUGUGCAUGGGAAGGUACAGGGAAGGGUGCACACACUUCUUUUGGAGGCUGCUGCGGACGGUCUUGAACUCGAUAUCCCUCUGCUUAAGGCAUUGAUGAGGGCAUGCAAGGGAGCAAAAGACAGGGAUGGUUGCCGGUUGGUAGCGAAGGCGAUGAAUGCGGCAGAGCGCAGGAAGAGCAGGCAGCUGGAUAUCCUCCUCCGGAGUGCACAAAAAAGCCAGUCGGCAAGCGAUGUACCGGGAUCUACUUGAACGGAGCUUUCCCUGCGAGCCCUCACUCCUUGCUUGGGCGGCGGGCAACGUGAAGCGAUUCAUGCUUUGGGCGGUGACCUAAUCUAUCGAUCACCCCAUCUCGAGGCUGUCAAAGAAAAGUCACACGGCUUUCUAAGCUUCCAGCAACCUUCUCGGCCAGGGGAGCUUUUUUUUGCCUUGAUGCUUUGAACGGAUUGUGAAUCGUCCUUCAUAUCGGAUGUGCACAUCGCCGGUUCAUCCGCGGAUUCAGCGCUGCUAUGACGUAGCAAUUAUACUUCUUGCUCGCUCUCCUGCUGCAGGCCCGCAGAUGCUACAUCAGCGAAACGGUGUCCGGCAGUGUAUGCAUCUCCGUCCCGGGACGGCUCCAUGCUGGAUGUCUCAUCAGUGCUCCGCUGAGCUGACUGGAAGCCUGGAACUACACGACCUUCUUCGACCGAAUGAAACGUAGUCAUUGUA